This is a messenger RNA of Podarcis muralis (Common wall lizard), 1012 nucleotides long. It is a transcript of the gene PSMA3, whose product is annotated as proteasome 20S subunit alpha 3. Gene Ontology annotation, biological process: ubiquitin-dependent protein catabolic process. The record is from RefSeq and is a predicted model, not a curated record. Gene Ontology annotation, cellular component: proteasome core complex, alpha-subunit complex; proteasome core complex. NCBI's taxonomy places the organism in Eukaryota, Metazoa, Chordata, Lepidosauria, Squamata, Lacertidae.
CGAGCGGGUGGCUGCCUGAGGGGGUCUCGGGAGGCGAAGGGGAAACGCAAGCAGGCCGGCUGGUGAGGAGGCGGAGGGAACGGUUGUUUCGGCUUUCGGCUCUCCGCCGCCAUGAGUUCCAUCGGCACCGGGUAUGACUUGUCGGCAUCUACAUUUUCUCCAGAUGGCAGAGUGUUUCAAGUAGAAUAUGCUAUGAAAGCUGUGGAGAAUAGCAGUACAGCAAUUGGGAUACGGUGUAAAGAUGGUGUAGUCUUUGGAGUCGAAAAAUUAGUUCUGUCCAAACUGUACGAAGAAGGAUCCAACAAACGCCUCUUUAAUGUCGAUCGACAUGUUGGAAUGGCGGUCGCAGGACUUCUGGCUGAUGCCCGUUCUUUGGCUGACAUAGCAAGGGAAGAAGCUUCUAACUUCAGAUCCAACUAUGGUUAUAAUAUUCCAUUGAAACAUCUUGCAGACAGAGUGGCUAUGUAUGUACACGCCUAUACUCUGUACAGUGCUGUCAGACCUUUUGGUUGCAGCUUCAUGUUGGGUUCCUAUGAUGGUGAUGAUGAAGGUGCUCAGCUAUACAUGAUAGACCCAUCAGGCGUUUCAUACGGUUAUUGGGGAUGUGCCAUUGGAAAAGCAAGACAAGCUGCAAAGACAGAGAUUGAAAAGCUCCAGAUGAAAGAUAUGACUUGCCGUGAUGUUGUUAAAGAAGUUGCAAAAAUAAUCUACAUAGUCCAUGAUGAAGUAAAAGACAAAGCUUUUGAACUUGAACUCAGCUGGGUUGGAGAAAUAACCAAGGGAAAACAUGAAAUUGUCCCAAAAGACAUUAAGGAAGAAGCAGAGAAAUACGCUAAGGAAUCUCUGAAAGAAGAUGAUGAAUCAGAUGAUGAAAAUAUGUAACACAUUGUUACUUUAAAACAAAUGUUUUAAUCUGUACCACAGGCCUGUGUAUGUAUUUGCCAUGAUGUAUGUGCUGGAAGACUAUUUUGAGUGACCAACUUGCACUAAAAAUUUUUCCAAUUACUGUUUA